Messenger RNA from Ascochyta rabiei, 1332 nucleotides. RefSeq lists its product as uncharacterized. The transcript has a single exon. Gene Ontology annotation, molecular function: protein kinase binding; cyclin-dependent protein serine/threonine kinase regulator activity. Gene Ontology annotation, cellular component: nucleus; cyclin-dependent protein kinase holoenzyme complex. Lineage: Eukaryota; Fungi; Ascomycota; Dothideomycetes; Pleosporales; Didymellaceae. The record is from RefSeq and is a predicted model, not a curated record. Gene Ontology annotation, biological process: regulation of cyclin-dependent protein serine/threonine kinase activity. Bases 1 to 1332 code for a protein of 443 amino acids.
AUGCCAUCCUUCUACCCCAGGCACCAGAUGCCCCGCCACCCGUACACGCCUCCCGAGUUUGUGCCUAGCUACCACGCCUCCUGCGGAGGCAUGCCCUACCAGCACAACCCCUACGCCGGGCAGACGACGACUCGCCACCAGGACGACUACGACUACGCCGACCGUUACAGCCAGCUCGCCAUGGCCAUGCCACCCAUGUAUCCGCAGGCCGGCACCUACAUGAGCCACGCUCCCCCCAGCCUGCCACCACCGAGCUCGUUCUACGACGCUGGAAACACGCUGCCGCCCAUGCGCACCCACGAGCAAGCUAUGCAGCACGAGUACAACCAGCGCGUCCAGCAGCCUGCAAAAGAGGAGAAGCCCGUCGGCGGCGUCUCGGCCAAGCUGGACUACGACAUGGACGUCAUGACCGACUUUGUCCGCGACAUGGCACUGCAGCUCAUUACUCCAGGACGCAUGGAGCCCACCUCCUUCCGCAAGUGGGUGUACCAGGUCCUCUGCGCCACCAGACUGCCGUCUGCCACCAUCGUGCUCAGCAUGUCGUACCUGUCCAUCAGGAUGCCCAUGCUGGCGCACGAGCCCAAGACCGACACCCACCUGUUUCGUCUGCUCACCAUCGCCUUGGUCCUUGGCAGCAAGUUCCUCGACGACAAUACCUUCAUCAACCGCUCCUGGUCAGAGGUCAGCGGUAUCAAGGUCGACGAGCUGAACAGGCUGGAGAUGAACUGGCUCAACGCCAUCGACUACAAGCUCCACCGUGACGCCACCGAGCACCAGGGCUGGAACACUUGGUCAGAGAACUGGAAGGACUAUCACACUCGCGCCAGCCGAAGCAACAAGCUCAGCCCCAUGGACACAUCGAUGCACCGUCGAUCGUACAACGCCAACAAGCCGCUUCCUCCUCUGCCCAUGCAGCAGGCCUACCAGCCUCCAGCCUAUGAGCCGGCGUCCAAGCCUGCCAUGUCUUCAUUCAGCUACGGCGGCUACGCUCAGUACGACCCCUGGAGAUCGUCCGACCACUCUCCCGCAUCCGCACCCAUCACGGGACCCACCACCCCGGAAUAUUAUGGUGCGACCGGACCCUGGGCACCCGCUGAAGGCUACUCACGUCGCACCAUGUUCGGUUUCCCACCCUUGUCUCAGCCGGCCCACACCCAGCAACACCACCCUCAGCAGCAGUCGACCAACUAUGGCCCGCCUGCCUAUGCCUCGCAGUACAACGCCUCUGCGUGGAACCAGCACGGUGUAAACUGUGGCUGCAUGUACUGCGCACAAAGACACCAGCCGUACUUCAUGGCUUCUGGCUUUGGUCCUCAGGCCAUUACCGCCUAA